Messenger RNA from Macrosteles quadrilineatus (aster leafhopper), 1053 nucleotides. RefSeq lists its product as uncharacterized. The transcript is spliced from 4 exons. The record is from RefSeq and is a predicted model, not a curated record. Bases 73 to 633 code for a protein of 186 amino acids. NCBI's taxonomy places the organism in Eukaryota, Metazoa, Arthropoda, Insecta, Hemiptera, Cicadellidae.
AAUUGGUGCAAUUAAAUGGGUAGAAUGCUAUUGACAUACAUUAGUAUGGCUUCACAGUAGAUAUCAUACAACAUGAAUGUCUGUUAUGCUUUCAUCUUCGUUUCUUUUAUGCUAUUCUGUUCAUAUCUUCCUGUGGUAGAAGCAGGAGGAAUUCUGGAGUUGUUGGGUGGUUGGAGUGGUCUCAAAUUGCAUGAGUUAGGAAUUGCCAAGCACAAGGAGCAUGAUGGAGCAAACCAAGUGUUCGUCGGAGCCGCUUUUGCCGUGGUGAUCGAGCAAAAGAGCAAGGAUAUUGGCCAGUGUAAGGAAAAAAUAACUAUUACAUCAACGGCUAAAAGACAAGAAAAGAAACUUUCCACUAAAUGUGCACCUUACGGGAAGAUUAGAAAAGUAAAAAGAGGAAAUGAUGAUGCAGUGGUCGUGGGGACUCUUGACAGCGGAUUUUGUGCUUUCCUACCGAAUGGGGUCAAGGGGGACGAAUUUUACUACCUUAUGGAUGGGAAAUGGAAACAAGGAAUAUUUGGUGUAGUCAGCUCCGACGACAAAGACCUAACAGAGACUGAGAUCAAUGAAGCAGGACUAGUUGAGAAAAUUGAGAGUGUUCUCAAACAUAAAACAGAAAUCAAAUUAAAUUAAAGUGUUCCAAGCUUCCAGGAAAACAGUACUUCUUAUUUUUAUCCAAUUUGGUUAGGCAUAACCUACAUAAACAGUGCUUGGUUUCUAUAAUACUACAGUGAACCAUAAUGAUUAGUUACAUUUAUUAUUUUAGGAAUUGGUAAGAUAGAAUAUUCAUUGACUAACAUUUUUUGAGGAAACGACUACACAACCUACAAAACCUCUCUGUCUAUAUUCAAUACAAGUAGAAAAUUACACUUCAAGCAUUUUUAGCUUGACGUUUUAAUUGGCUAUGAAACAACAUGACCGUCCAAUUAAAAGUUGGUUUUAUUCAAAACACUAUCUCGUGUUUCACUCAAUGACUAAGUGUUCAAACAGUGAACUUGUAUAACUAGUUUUAAAAAUAUCACUAUCUAGACAAUCUAUGGUUGAAAAUAAAUA